AUGGUGAGAUUCUUUAAAGACAGCUUUGUUGAUAUGAACCCCAGAGGAAUUUAUUGGGAGCUUCAAUCAAGAGUUUUAAAAAGAAAUAGGCUCUGGGUUUCAAUGCCUCGCAUCCCUCCAAUAAGACGAGAUGCAUUCCAAAUAUUCAUGGUCGCUGUAACAAAACAUUGAAAUUAUCUAUUUGAAGGAAUUUCGAUGUAUGUUCCAAGGUCUUUAAGAUAUGCAGAACUCGGAGCAUACGGUUUUUUAUGGAUUGGUCUUUUAAUUGGCAUCAUUUUUCAUCAUACAGAAACAAAACUUUGAAGAGAAAAAAUUUGGGAUAAGGAGCCAGGGGCUGUCAUUCCUUUAAGGCGUAAUUUCUUUGUAAGAGCCAAAAAUUAUAUUCUCAAUUACAAUGUGAAGCCUUUUAUUUAUUAUUUCGGGCUGUUUAUUAAAGAAAGGGAUCUGGAUAGUACAAUUGAUUUGGCCCAAGCUCAAGCAGGGAGGAAGUACCGAAGAUUUUUAUUUAUGGAGUAUGCAAGAAGAAAUUCACUCGAGAAAUUUAGAGACAAAAAUUAUGACUUUUUAGAAAUCAGCAAAAUGUAUGGAAAAGACUCUCUUUAG
This is a messenger RNA of Blepharisma stoltei, 603 nucleotides long. NCBI's taxonomy places the organism in Eukaryota, Ciliophora, Heterotrichea, Heterotrichida, Blepharismidae. The record is from the annotation of a GenBank genome assembly.